AUGAGAUCCUCAUUGUUUGGGCCCGCGGCGGCUGGCCUGUCGACCAUACUGACACUAUUGCCGACCGUAAACGCUUUGUCAUUCGACGCUAUCUCGCUCCCCGAUCUGGACCUGUCUUCUUUAGGCCGGGUCUCCAUCACCGGCAAUUUCGAUGGCGUAUCCCUGUACGAAUAUGAGGGCCAAAACGAGGUCACUCAAACCAACGGCUCCUCAUCGAUCCUGACGCCCCUUCCAAAUGGCAUUCUCACGAACCUUUCUACCGCCGACGCCCAGAUCCAGGCCAUGUGCUCCUUUACGAAGAAAGACGGAACGUUCGCCGGAAUCUUUGUCGGUGGAAAUUUUACGACGCUAGGUGGUGUGGAAUCGCGUGGAGCGGCUUUGUUCAACCCGAACUCCAGUGCCGUUACAGCCUUGCCAGGAUUGAAUGGUUCGGUGUCAGCUGUGGCGUGCGAUGAGAGCACAAAUCGCGUCUACGUCGGCGGAACCUUUGACCACAAGAACAGCUCUAACGCGAUCGCCUGGAGUCCUGACAAUGGCUGGACUGAUCUUGACUUUAAAGGCCUCAACGGCCCCGUGAAAUCGAUCUUGAAGGCGGAAAAUGGCCACAUCAUCUUCGGAGGAACUUUUGAUGGGACCGGCAACUCGAGCAACACGUCGUCGACAUACAGUCCACAGGUUUUGAAUUUGCAGAAUGCGACCAUCACCUCCGACGCCGAAACUUCUCUCAGUGGCUACAUAAGUCCCCGAAACGUUAUCUGCUCUACAAGCGGCGAGGCAGCCAAGGGUAAAACUUGGUUGCUUGAUGACUACUCCCCUGGGUUCUGGCGCGCUGAUCUUGGCUUUGAGGCCAAGCCAACCAAGGUUCGCCUUUACAACACUCAUCUGGAUGGACGUGGUACCAAGACCUUUCUGUUCCGCGCCUUGCCCGACGAUGGGAUAAUGAAUUUGACUUAUACGGACACCUCGGGCAACAAGGCUUACUGCGACCAAUCGUGUCCACUUUCCAACAGCACCAGUGAAAAAUAUCGUGACUUCACCCUUGUCAACUCAGUGGGUAUGACAGGACUUCAGAUUGAAAUUAAGGAUUGGUAUGGCGAAGGUGCUGGAUUGAAUGGAAUCGAAAUUUUCCAAGAGAACAUCUUCUCCUACGCUAUCGACAAGUUUAACGAGCCUACCUGCGCCGAUAUUGGAUACCCCUCCAAGUCAAUUGUGACUGGCACUUGGGAUAUUGAUUCUACUUAUCUGUCUGCCCAAGUGACCGAUGCCAACGAUACCGAUACAUCUGUUGUCUUCCAGCCUGACGUGAAAGAAUCAGGAAAAUACGAGAUUUACCUUUACACCCCCGGAUGUUCUGGCAGCGACACCUGCUCUUCUCGUGGUAUGGUCAACGUCACGGCCACAGUCGCAAGUGGCACCGACGCCUCUAACCCAUCCCCCACCACCAUUUACCAGACAAACGAGGACGACAAAUAUGAUGUUUUGUACACAGGGCAUGUUGACAAAGCAAGCGAUUCCUUCCGCCCCAGCGUUACUCUCCGACCAAUCUCUGGCCAAGGAGACAUCAAUGUUGUAGCAUGGCGUACUAAAUUCAUCCCGCUGUUCAACACGACCAAGACAUCAGGAUCAAGCUCGGACUCAGACUCGGACUCGGGAGAUUUGAAUGGACUGUACGAUUAUGAUCCUACUUCGACGACUUCGACUAGUACCGAUAAAUCCGACAUCAACACGGCCGGAACAUCGCUCAAUAAAGAUGCUUCGAUCCUGAGCUUGGCCGAGUAUGACAGUGUUAUUUACGCCGGUGGUAACUUUUCCGACAGCAGCAUCAGCUAUAUUAUGUCCAUCACUGAUGGCAAUGCGACUGCAAUGCCAGGUGGUGGCCUGAAUGCCGGAGUUCAAACUAUGGCUAUCCUCGACAAGCUUUUGUACGUUGGAGGUAACUUUACAGACACCUCUGACGGUGGCAUUGACGGCUUGUACCAUAUUGCCGCCUACUCCUUCUCCACGAAGAAGUGGUCUGCCCUGGGAGCAGGAUUGAAUGGCCCCGUUUCGACUAUUUAUUCCAUUGAUCUGAAUGUGUCGUCUUCAAUCAACGAGACAACCAUUGCCGUUAGCGGUGAUUUCAAUGAAAUCCGCGCAUAUAAUGGUGACUCUGCAGUCAAUGUCCCUGGCUUUGCCAUCUGGCUUCCGUCGAACCAGACCUGGCUCCAGAGCCUCAAUGUCACCCAGAUGGAGUUUGCUGGGCAGCUGUCUGCGGUUGCCUCCGUGAACAAGACAUCAAUUCUUGCCGGCAGUCUGGCCACUGAUGGUUACACUGCCUCUGACGCUGUGUGGCUGCAAAACUCUGACGAUCUCAGCCUCCUUCCUUUGACAAUGAACAUUAAUCAAACUGGAUCAAGUGUUGGAUUGGUGACUGGUGUCUAUGAUACGUCCAGUCGCAACCAGACCAUUUUUGGUGGUCAAUUUAAUGCCACCGGCACCGACGGCUCCACAAUGUCUACCGUUGCCAUUGUAAACGGAACCAACAACAUCUAUGGCUUGCCGCAAGGCUUGGACAGUAACUCGACUGUCCUCUCCAUGAUCGUGUACAACAACACUCUCUUUGCUGGUGGCAAUAUCACUGGUACUAUCGGUGGUUCGUCUGUUAAUGGUUUCUUCACCUAUGAUUUGACCGGAAAUAAGUUCGCAUCCCAACCAUGGGAACUUCGCGGGUCUAAUGUGUCGGUCAACUCUAUUGCUGCCCGACCGGACUCAUCUGAUGUCUACAUUGGUGGCAACUUUGAUACGGCCGGCUCAUUGCCUUGCGAAACUGUCUGUGCUUUGGAUUCCUCAAUGAACUCCUGGAGCUGGCCUGGCGUGAGUAUCGGUGGAACUGCUCUUGCUCUUAGCUGGUCUAGUUCCAACAUCCUGUACGCGGCAGGCAACCUGACUGUCUCAGGGAACCAGACCCUCGUCGCCACAUUCAAUGUGAAGACUGAGGCUUGGACCUCCGUGUCUGGUGCAUUGCAGUCCGAUAUCCCGGGUGUGCUCACUGCAUUCGCACCUGCUUCUGAGGACGUUUCGAAGUUCUGGAUUGCCGGCACAUUGACCAACGGUUCUACCUUUUUCAUGAACUACGACGGUUCCAAGUUCCAGUCCCCCGGCAACCUGUUCUCCGAGGGCACUGUCAUUCGUGGCAUGGAAGUACUUCCCCUCCAUGAGAACCACAAAUCGGUUUCGCUUCUAAAUGACGAUCAAACGCUCCUUCUGAUGGGCGAGCUCAUUAUUCCUGACUUUGGCAACGCGUCGGCCGCUCUGUACAACGGAACCACCGUUACCCCGUUCAUCCUUUCCUCGAACUAUGAUGGCCAACCUGGAAGCAUGUCACAGCUGUUCUCUGAGAACAAGAACCCCUAUGACACCAAAUCGAGCCAUCACUCCAAUGGUAUUGUAGUUCUGGUGGCAUUCUGCUGUGCACUGGGCUGCGUUUUCCUUAUUGUCGCCGCCGGUGUGAUCAUGAACAAGAUUCAGCGUCGCCGCCAGGGCUAUUCUGCCGCUCCGCAAUCGUUUGGCACUGAUCGGCCAAGCGAUAUGCAGCGCGUCCCCCCUGAGUACCUCUUCAAUUCCAUCGGGCAAUCGAACCCGACUGCCCCGGCUAUCUAA
Messenger RNA from Penicillium longicatenatum, 3639 nucleotides. RefSeq lists its product as uncharacterized. The record is from RefSeq and is a predicted model, not a curated record. Bases 1 to 3639 code for a protein of 1212 amino acids. Gene Ontology annotation, biological process: positive regulation of establishment of bipolar cell polarity regulating cell shape. Lineage: Eukaryota; Fungi; Ascomycota; Eurotiomycetes; Eurotiales; Aspergillaceae. Gene Ontology annotation, cellular component: plasma membrane of growing cell tip. The transcript has 2 exons.